AUGACCACCGACGAGAGCCAAGCCUACGAGCACCCGCUAGCAAGGGAGCACCUUUCAGCUCUCAAGGCCCUCCAGGCCGAGGGCCAGACCGUGGGCGCCCGGGGUCACCACAUGCAGAUGACAGGCUUGUUCCACUGGGGCUUUGUCAUCUACCGUUGCGACUACUCGGACGACGCCCUCUUCGACAGGUUCAUCGCCUACCUCCGGGAGCAGGCCGAGAGCUACCACCGGGAUAGCCAGCAGGACCGCACCACGGGCCUGUACCUCCGGUGGACCAUUGUGCAGGAGCGCAAGGCCCUCGACGGGGCGACCAAGGACGAGGUGCGGCGGCGCUUCGUCGAAUGGCGCGACGGCCUGUCGGUCGAGCGCGACGGGCCCGGCGCCGAUCACCGCAUCACGCCUUACCUGCCCCGCUUCGAGUACUGCGUGCACGUCGGUAGGGACAGUCUCGACAGCCUCAGGGCGCAAGAGGAGGUCCUGAGGGCCGGACAGAAGAAGGACGCGGCGCCCCCGGUGCUCUUUGCCAUUGUGCGGGCCAAGCAGAGGCCGGCUGGGUUGCCGGAGGGCUAUGAUCCUGACGAGGACGAGCAGGAGGAGGACGAGUAUUACGAGGAUCCUGCGAACGCGCCGCGUGCGAUCGAGGGCUGCACAGAUCAGGACGUGGGGUGGAUGUAUGUCCCCGCGGACCACUGGGUCACUCUUUAUGAGGAGCUGCAUAAUGACCAGGCGUGGUAUUACCUGGCGGGCGGGGCUCGCUUACAGCAGCACGAGUACCUCAACGCUUUGCUGAAGGAAUGUCUACGUCUCUACUUUCCGGCGCCAGACAUACUCUUCCGAGCAACGACAGACGAGAGCGCCGUCAUCGCUGGGAAUGUGGUACCGCCGCGGACUAGCUUGACAAUGAACUUGUGGGUCGCCAAUCGCUCUGUCAUAAAACUUCACAAACCUAUCGAAUUCGUUCCUGUGCGCUGGAUGAAGAACGCGCCCGCUGAGUUUCAUAAGGCUGACAAAAGCAUCCUCAAGUCAUUCAGUAUUGGGCCUAGGGAUGUCUCAGCAAGAAAAUAUGAGGAGGUUUCGUUACCGCUGGUUCUGCCUAUCCUUCUUCACAUGUCAUCUAAGAUGUCGAAGACGCAGGCAAAGGCUGCGGUUCCAUUAAUCCAUCACCUGAAUGCCUCUACAGAUUCCAUUGAUAUCGUUUGGGAAGCUCCGGCCCCGUACGAGUUGUAUUCUCCCAGCCCUAUUUUGGCUCUUUCUGCUCUUCUCAGCGGCAUUGGAUUCGCUUCUUCAUUGCUUGAUGAGCUUAACCGUGUCUUGCCCACAGAUACAUCUCGACCCCACAGCACACACGUACGCGACACCUUCGAAAUCUUUGUCAAGUCCACUAGAUUAGGGCUCUACCCAAUCGGAGGAGAUCCAGAGGACUUGAUAUCGCCUUUUGUCGUGGAUGCCAUCAUCGCGAGUCCUCCUAGCUUCGCACAUCAAAACGAGCAUUUCCACAUCAGCUUGCCUAAGUCGUCCCGCAUUGCCCCUCUAAGCUACGUGCUAUUGGUGGAGAUCCUCUAG
Diaporthe amygdali is the source of this 1563-nucleotide messenger RNA. RefSeq lists its product as uncharacterized. Gene Ontology annotation, molecular function: monooxygenase activity; oxidoreductase activity, acting on paired donors, with incorporation or reduction of molecular oxygen; heme binding. The record is from RefSeq and is a predicted model, not a curated record. NCBI's taxonomy places the organism in Eukaryota, Fungi, Ascomycota, Sordariomycetes, Diaporthales, Diaporthaceae. The coding region runs from base 1 to 1563 and encodes 520 amino acids. The transcript has 6 exons.